Messenger RNA from Tetrahymena thermophila SB210, 2538 nucleotides. RefSeq lists its product as hypothetical. The transcript is spliced from 2 exons. The record is from RefSeq and is a predicted model, not a curated record. NCBI's taxonomy places the organism in Eukaryota, Ciliophora, Oligohymenophorea, Hymenostomatida, Tetrahymenidae.
AUGAAAGGCAAAACACCAACAAAUUCAAGGUCUGCUAUUUUCGAUAAUAGCAAGCUAAGCAGCUAAAAUAAAAUGAAGGAUUAAUAAGAUUACUAAUAAAAAGAUUCCCUGCUUGACUUUAGUGCUUACGAAGAUUACGGGCAUGCAAAUAAGUUAAGUAAAAAAAAAAGUUAGCUAGAGAGUAUGACGAAAAUUAAAUCAAGAAAUAUUCCAUAAGAUGAAGAUAUUUCAGAAUUAACUUCUCCAAAGACUAGCAAGAGUUCAUAAAUCCCAUAGUAACUCAAAAAGCCUUAGUUUUCCAAAGCUUUCUUAGAUGACUUUAAGAAGUACAUUGAGUAUAGAUAGCAAAAAAAAAAUUAGUAGAAAUCAUAAAUGCAAUCAUUAGUGUUUAGUGAUUUGAGUACAAGGAAAUCAUAGACAAAUAUACCUCUAACGGCAAAUAAUCAUAACAAUAACAAUAAUAAUAGCAGUAAUAAUAACAAUAAAACAGAAUAAAAUGAUUUGGAAGAUGCUAUGAAGUAAGAAUAUUAAGCGAAAGUACAAAAACACAAGGAUUAGACUAAAAAAAUUAUGUUGGAAAUAAACAAAAAAUUGAAAAUUUAAGCCAAAAGCAAACAAGAGCGUUUUGAAGAUCAAAUGUAGGUAUUUAAAAACACAGAUACAUACAUAGAAAUAAAGCCAUUUUUAGAGCAACUUAACAAAGUUAACCAUUCAAAAUUUAUAUAACAAAUUGCUAGAUAUGAGAAUAAUAUCAAAUAAGCUUAAGAAUAUUAAUAAGAGGAUGAUUUAUUUAGAAACAGUAAUUCUGAUUUUUAUCAAAAAUUCUAUGCAAAUACUCCUAAAAGAAAUGAAGAACUAUCAAUGAGAAAGUUUGAGGAUUUAUUGACUAAAGCUUAGUCUUACAUAAUUCAUUCAAAUAAUUUAUAAUCUUAUAAAUUCCUUCAAAAUAGUAUAAUUUAGAGGCUUAUGGAAGAGCUAGGAUACUUUGAUCCUAAUAUAUCGUCAUCAGAUUCGCAGUAGUAAAAAGAAAAUGUGUCUGACAACUUUGACUUUAAUUCAUAGUUGAAUGAUUAAAGCACAAAUAAAGAUACUAAUCCAAAUAGAAAGUAUUCAAAGUAUGCUGAAAAGGAGUAAUAAAAAAGUGAUUAAAUAAAUGAAUUGCCUAAAAUAAAGCGUAAGCCCAGUCUGCAAUUAGGCGAUCUAACAUCUGAUGAUAAUUAAUUUUUCAUAAAUCUUAAAAACUACCUCAACAAAGCAUAGAAAGAUAUUAAUUUAAAAUUGGAAUUAGAAACAGAGCAAAACACAUAUGCCUAAGUGAUCUAAGAGAACCAAAGAAAAAUUGAAGAAGCCAAACAAGAGUAAAUUAAAAGGUUCUUGGGAGGUAAGCUAAAUCCUUAAAACUUACUUGAAGGGGAUAGAGAUGUUUAACUUAAAGAGUAUUAUGAAAGAUUUCGUUUGAAAGCAGAGCAGGUGAGAAGUACUUUACAUAAGGUAAAUCAAUAAUUGUUUUAGAAGAAAUGGGCAAAUGCUUAGAUAAAAAGAUAAAUGUAGAGAUAAAGGGAGAGAAACCAAUUGCUUUCUUAAUUUAAGAAUAACAAAAUAAAUAGUGAUGAGUUGCUCAAUCCUUCAAAAAGAAUGAAUGAAAAAUUGCUCAGAAAAAAAUAGAAUUAGAAUGAUGGCAUUUCAUAAAGCCAAAGUAAGGCUUAAUAAAGUCACAAUUCUUUAAAUGACCUAUCAGUUGAUUAGCAAUAUAUAAAUUCACAUGAUAGCUAUAAAAAUAGGAAUCAUGAAAUAUAAUCUAGCGAUGAUUAAAAUAUUUACUUAACUGCUCCUGUUGAAAUCCAUUCUCAGCAGCCUCUAAUAAAAAGCACACCAAAUUCCAUGAGUUAAAGAAUUAAAGACUUUAGUCAUGAUAAUAAAUUGAAAACGAUUUAAGAAAAAAUUAACAACAACAGUAAUAAUAGCUUCAAUUUGCCUCUUAUUCAUAGCACUAAAAAUUUACAAUCAUCUCACAUGCUCUCUCCCAAUAAAUUUAAAUAAAAUGAAUUUGGUUUACAAGUCUAAACUAACAAGCAGAGUAUGUUUGAUAAGAAUAACAAUAGUAGCUUACCUCCCUAAGUUGUAUUAAACAUAAAAUCUAACAACGGUCAAACUCCAUAAUCAAUUUUAAGCAAAAGAAACAGCGCUUCAACAAACUUUAAAGCUAAUUAAUAGGACAGUCCAACAAAGAAAAAAAACUCAAUACUAUUUUCGUAAAGAUCGCCUUUAUUCUAGCAGAUCCAAACUGAAGAAGAACAAAAUAAAAUAGAAUAAAUUAUAUAAGAAAUCGAUGAAGAACAUAAUGAGUACAUUCAAGAAAAAUCUAACAUUAAAAGCUAGCUGGAAUUAAUAAGCCUCAGUUACGAUAAAGAGAUGUCAAAAUAUUAAAAAAAUGAUAAUAUUGAUUCAAUUAGAGGAAUAUAAUCUGACAUACCUUAACAUGAAUACCACUCUGGACUUAAAAUUUUUUAAAGACAAAGUAGGGUCAGUCGUUUCUGA